AUGCCUGGACCUGCUGCAAGUGCAAAAAAUGUCGGUGCCUUUAGUCGAUCGCCCAGCAAGGCUGUAGCGCCCUGGGCUGCUGGUGGUGGAUCCACAGUGAGGCAGAGGAAAGCUACUAGCAGUGCAGUGAGCUGUGCUGGGCGAACCACUUCAACAGGCGCUGGGGGUAGGUGGCGAUUCUACACAGAGGAUUCUCCUGGGCUUAAAGUUGGGCCUGUUCCAGUGCUUGUCAUGAGUCUACUGUUCAUCGCUUCAGUAUUUAUGUUGCACAUCUGGGGCAAGUACACCCGCUCAUCCACAAUAAUUCAGCUUCAACUUAAUGCAUUCAUUCAUCCUGGACCAAAUGCCUAUUUUUAUGGGAACUGA
Molecule: messenger RNA, 366 nt
Organism: Carcharodon carcharias (great white shark)
Lineage: Eukaryota; Metazoa; Chordata; Chondrichthyes; Lamniformes; Lamnidae
Product: protein transport protein Sec61 subunit beta-like
Exons: 1
Coding region: 1-366 (121 amino acids)
Biological process (GO): intracellular protein transport
Cellular component (GO): Sec61 translocon complex
Source: RefSeq, a predicted model, not a curated record